This is a messenger RNA of Amphimedon queenslandica, 728 nucleotides long. RefSeq lists its product as uncharacterized. The transcript is spliced from 2 exons. Lineage: Eukaryota; Metazoa; Porifera; Demospongiae; Haplosclerida; Niphatidae. Bases 283 to 600 code for a protein of 105 amino acids. The record is from RefSeq and is a predicted model, not a curated record.
ACAUGCUUUGUUCAUUUCACAAGCAUUCACAUGUACUUGGUUCUUCUUUUAUAUGCAUAUCCUAUUAAUAAUUUUUCAUUAGGUUCCUUAAACAACCAAUGCUCUACCUUACAGCAAAUACAAUUUUUUUGUCUCCUAGAAAUAAUAGAUAUUAAUUUUUAAUAUUCUAUCCUCUUCUACUCCAGAGAGUUUUUAAAGUUGGUGCAAGAAUCUCCGGGUCUAUUGGCUAUUACUUAACUCCACAAGCUUCAACCUUAGUCUGUGGUAGAUCACCUAAAGGAGAUGCUAAUGCUUGCUUUGAAGUGUUCAGCACUAUCAAUGGAAGGGUUUCUAUUCUGGCUUAUUGGAGGAAGAGAUAUGCUCGUUGCAGGUGGACCUGGAGGGGCCCAAGAUGCAGUACAAAUUGGACUGGAAGGAACAGGUAUGGUCCAUUCUCCCGCAAUUGGAGGCUCUACAACAGGAGGAGGAAGUUGUUUGGUUUGUGCAGAGUCUGUGAUUGCUAUGGGAGCUACUUCCUUAAUGUUCUCUGCAAGGGAGGACGUAUUGGAGCCUCCACCUGUCGCUGUAGCACCAAAUACAGUGGAUAAUAAUAAUAACUGAUGAUGAGGAACUGAUGUAGUUUAGUGUAGAACAAUAUAGGACUAUUGUUUCUGUUAUUACUUUUUGCAACGUAGCUAUUAUAGUUAUAGUUUAGUUAUUGAUUUUUGUGAAGAGUAGUUUUAUUUGCA